Medioppia subpectinata is the source of this 411-nucleotide messenger RNA. The record is from the annotation of a GenBank genome assembly. NCBI's taxonomy places the organism in Eukaryota, Metazoa, Arthropoda, Arachnida, Sarcoptiformes, Oppiidae.
CUGAUUGUGGCGCUAACUAUCGUUAUGAUUAUCAUUGAUCUGAUGGCAAUGAUGAGGUGGUGGGACAUCAGUCUUAACGCCAUCUCUCUCGUCAAUCUAGUUGUGGGGGUCGGAAUAUCAGUCGAGUUUUGUUCACAUUUAGUCCGUUGUUAUGCCAUUUGUUCGGCGCCGACACGUGUGUUGCGGGCGAAGGAGUCGUUGGCCAAAAUGGGAACUUCGAUUCUGUCGGGCAUAACGUUAACGGACUGUGGAAUCCUAAUCCUGGCGUUCGCCAAAUCCAAGAUAUUUCGUGUGUUUUACUUCCGGAUGUAUUUGGGAAUCAUAGCGUUCGGAACGCUUCACAGUCUGAUAUUCCUGCCGGUGCUGCUCAGUGUGAUCGGUCCCCCACUCAACAAACAGCGACUACUGUUC